AUGCAUCAACCAUAUCAACAGCAGCACAACCACCAGUUGCUAGGCGAUCCGUUUGCUGCAAUGUUAACGGUGACACAAGACGCACCACAUAGUCUCCAGUCAAGCCUAAAACAACAACAGAUUUUACAAUUGGAGUCACAGCCACCGCCGACAUCAACGCCUACCCAGAUCCUAACACAGACACAGACAGCGAUUGAGUCACAGUCGCAAUCUCACUCGCAGACACAUCCGCAGCAACAGACAUUACCACAACAGCAGCRGUCAACGCAGCCGUCUAUGUCUCCAGCGCACAUGUCGUCACCCAUGGCGUUCAGCCCAACGGUGACAGCGCAACAACUUCAGCAUCAAUCGCUGCAAAUCCAACAACAGCAGCUGCAGCAGCCACCACAACAGCUUCCAACACCGACAUCAACACCUUCACAUCAUUUGGCUAACAUUCUGAACGAAACAGCCAACUCGAACGGCUUUUCCACAUUGAUCCUAGUGCUAACAGUAGCAGCAACAGUUCGACCAACAGCAUUGUCAACAAUCAUCCCACCUCAGUGCAUGACAGUAACACGCAAAGCUCUGUACAACGAUGCCUCUCCAGCAGACCACACUCCCAAGAUCGAGUCGAGUAGACUCGAGUCGUCUCGCCGACUUCGGCGUGCUG
Messenger RNA from Bactrocera latifrons, 652 nucleotides. RefSeq lists its product as uncharacterized. Lineage: Eukaryota; Metazoa; Arthropoda; Insecta; Diptera; Tephritidae. The record is from RefSeq and is a predicted model, not a curated record. The annotation marks the transcript as partial. The transcript has a single exon.